CGCCGCUCGCCUCAGUUCGGCUCUGCCGUCGCGCUACUACGACGUUCGUGCGCUCUCACGACUCUCCACUCGAAGCGGCUCUCGUGCGCGCGCGGCGAUACAGUGAGCCCGGUGUAACUAGUGCUCCGCCAUGCUGCUGCCGCUGGUGCUGCUGGCGCUGGCGGCGCCGAUGCUGGCCCCCGCUGCGGCGCGCCGCCACGCGCCCAGCUUGCGCGAGGACGAACCCGCAAGACGUACUAUCCGCCCCGCCGAAUGUCAAUUCGGCAAGCAGCCGAAAGAACUUGGCAGUAUGUGGUACGCUGACUUGGGUCCACCAUUCGGUGUCAUGUACUGCAUCCUAUGUGAAUGUGCACCGGUGCAAAAGAAGAGGCGAUUGGUGGCCAAGGUCCAUUGUCGGAAUAUCAAGAAAGAGUGUCCGGUGCCCUCGUGCGAUGAACCAGUGCUCUUACCAGGGAGGUGCUGCAAGGUGUGCCCAGGGGAUGUCGCUAACUCGCCUGAUCUCUUGCAGCAGGACAGUCCAGUCAUGAUAUUUCCCGAUAACGAAGAAAACCUUAGUAUGAAACAUUUUGGUGCUUUACUUACUGGGCGAUCUCCUCUAUGCAUCAGACGAGAUGACAUGACAGGCGUGCCAGUAGCACAGGGUGUGGCCACUGCUCGCUUCAUCUUCCGCCGCCGACAUCUCUAUUGGUCCGUAUUGCUAGGAUCUUCAAUCACUGCACAGCCUCGCGCCCUCUCCUUCUUAGAUAGAGAAGGAAGAAUGCUUAUUGAGCAUCCGCUAGCGAAGGCCCCUGGAAUACAUGCAACGUAUGAGGAAAAAACUGAUAAGUUAUGUGGAGUAUGGCGCCGUGUUCCUAAGGAAUAUAAGCGGUUAUUAAGAGACGGAUCCCUAUUUGUCGCAUUAAUAUGGGGAGAAGCACAAAAUAAUACCAUGGACAGUGCAUUAAGUGGACGAAUUGAUAGAUACCCAGCCCUAGCAUCGGAAAUGUUUACAUCCUUACUCGAACCGGAGAGUCCUAUAGAUCUCUCGGGAGACAGUUCCUGCAACGACCACUACAGACCUGGCCAACAAGAUAGGCCUGGCCAACAAGAGGGCUGGGGCGGCACUGCUGUGGUCACAGGCGUGGCUGGCGCGGCGCCGAGCUUGCAUAUAGCUGUCGCCUACAACGGAGUGUUCCCACCGGCUCAGGGCAAGGAACAACUGGUCAGGGUUUUAUUGUCGCUGCCGGAUAAGAAUGAGACCAUAAUUGACGAGGUACAAAAAGUGAACAAACCAAACUACGAGUUGAAUGUCCUUGAAGUAUCAACCCCAGUGUCUGCCGCCGAACUGCGAUCUCUAUCCAGAGGUCGUCUCCAACUAUCCGUGGAAGACCUGAACACUCCCGAACGCCGCAUAUCCGGGAAGAUACGCCAAAGAGCGGCAUGCGAGGUGUACCAUGCUCCACUGGUGACUGAGAGGUUGCCAGCCACUAUAAUUCCCGAGGGACUUGCCAUGCUUUACAUCGACAAGGAAGGCUCGCUUGUUUAUGAUAUACAGGCUCAUAAUCUGAACGUAGUCGACCCGAAGAUAACUCUGGUAGAAGAGCAAGGCAAGCGUCACUCGCAAGUGGAGAUUCUGGACACGAGAACUGGAGUGCUGGCCAGACCAAGUGCAAGAAUUUUCCCGCCAUUGUAUGAUGAUCAACUGGCUGUACACAUUAGUGGAGAUUUGGGUCCCCCUCUACUCCGAGGUAGAUUGGUAUCCCGACCAGUGCCUGAUGCAGCAGGUGGAGGACCCGCUUUGCUGAGGCGCACUGAGACUGUUCUAGCUGCUGACAACCCGCCCGCUGGCCUGGCAUGGAUAUCUGUUGAUGCGUUGUGUGGAUUGCAUUAUGAGGUGGUAAUCACAGGCAACGCUGGCGCUUGGACAGCCUGGCUGGACACUCACUCGGUAGAAGGCGGUGCUGUGCGCCCUCUGCUCGGCGCUGAAGGCUGCGUGCUGGAGCCCUCCUCUGCCGAACUUGGCUCCCUCCACAUCGGCUCCGCUUUCUUGAGCAUUCGUAGCACCGACAACGUUACUGUGGUUCUCAACACACUUCUACCUAAGAUCACCGUACCAGUGUCGUGCUUGGACGAGCCCUUCGUGAACUCCAAAUACUCGAACACGUUCGUGAAGAUAGUUCAGACUGAUCGGAGGCUGAGCGACAUGAACUCUCUCCUCAAAACUACUUCGUGCUUCUACAAAGGGCAGCUGUAUGCAGAUGGAUCGCAAUGGACUGUUCCUGAGUCCUGCUUGAUCUGCGGCUGCGUGCACGGCGAGCUGCGCUGUGACGCCGUGCGCUGUCCGCCCGUGGACUGCACGGUGCCCACCAUCACCCCGCCCGGGCAAUGCUGCCCUAUAUGUACUAAUUCGACGACAGCAGUGUGGAACGAGUCGCACGGUUGCCACUUGGCGGGCCAGUACCAUGCGCCGGGAUCGUCGUGGCACCCGUAUCUCGUGCCCGAGGGCUACGAUACGUGCGCGGUGUGCACGUGCGAGUUCUCCACGCGCCAGGUGCGCUGCCCGCGCGUGCGCUGUCCGCCGCUGCGCUGCGCUGAGAAGGACGCCUAUAGGCCGGACAAGAAAGCUUGCUGCAGAGUGUGUCCUGAGGUUUCACCCAAGAAGCCGGAGGAGCUGGCGCCGAAGGACCAGGGCGCGCCGCGCACGGCGGAGGAGAUCCUGGCGGAGGGCGGCUGCCGGUUCCCGGACGGGCCGCUGCUCAACGGCAUGGAGGUGCACCCCUCCAUACACUCCCACGGCGAGCAGCGCUGCGUCACCUGCAGGUGCAAGGAUGGCGAAGUGACAUGCAUAAGGAAGCGCUGCAGCCGCGUGUCGUGCGCGCGACGGAAGCGCGGCGACGCGUGCUGCGCGUGCACGCGGCACCGCCGACAGCGGCCUCCGCGCCCGCCGCUCCCCGCCCCGCCCUCGCCCAGCUGAACCACACACCCCAGACUGCUGUAGGCUAAGUGAGUGAACGCAUCGCUCUAUAGACUGAUAUAUUUUUAUGUACUCGUGCGAUUCGAAUGUGUAUAGAUUAAGGCUGCGUCCUUGUUGCUAUCGCCCGAUUGGGAGGCGUCCGUUGCAAACGAACGAACUUUAUGGUAUCCGAUUUGUGACGUCGGGCGAUUCUUAGUAUUCUGACGCACGCGACGACCCUGAGGUUACGAAGGCGGCGAACGGCCGCGCGUGAGGAGUCGACACGACGGAGGUAGCUUUACUGUAACUGAAUGUUGAAUACUUACCCACCGGUAUUAUAAUUGGUAUUAUGAGAUGACCCGAAAUUUUAUAGGCGCAUAUAUCACCCGUUAUCAGAUUGUAGUGUAAGUCGUAUACGACUCGGUUGCUCCGAAUGUGAGGACAGGGCGAGCGCGGUCGAAAAAGUUGUGCCAUAUUUUCGUAAUGUAAAUAUAAAUUAUUUCUUUAAUAUUACUUAUAUGCAUAUUUAUUUACGUUUGUAAUGUUGAUACGGGAUCAUGUUCAAGUACUCGCGUUUGGUUUGAACCAUCACAAACUCUUGUUAUUUGAUGGCCUUGUUUGUGCAUUUGCUUUUAGUGUAUUAUUAUUAUUAUAUAAUACCAGAUGGAUUUACAAGUGAUUGUAUAAACUGGUAUACCAAUAUUUGUUUAGUGAAUCCUAUGUCAAAAUAGUUGUAGAUUUUAUCCGUAAGGGCUGUCACUCGUAAAAGUGAAGCGACGUCGCCAUAAUGUUAUUUCGGAAUUUCCAGUACCAUUAUAUGUGAUGGUUAAAUCGAAUUUAGUUACGAAAUUAAGCACUAUGGCAACGUUAAAUUAUUAGUCCAGUAUAAAAUACAUUAUCCACACUGCCACUGUCACGUUAUAUUUGAAUUGUGUUUAGUCUGGGCAGCAUGGCACGAGGCAUUUUGUAGAUAUAUACCUGAAAUCUAUUUGACUUAAUUUUAUACAGCAUAAUCAUCAAGUCUGAUGAUAAUCCAAUUAUUAUCCAAACAUACCUUGUAAAUACGACAUAAUAUUUUGUUUUAGAUAUCAUAAUUUUAACAUUGUAUACUAUUUUAUACUGAUAAUGAAUUGUACCGAUUUCGAACAUUAAUUUAGUAUACGCGAAUGUCAUGACUAGUUUUGUUUAAUUACUAGGUUUAUUUAGUAGUUCAGUUAUGUAAUUAAGGAAGCUAGUCCAAAUGUUUUGAUGUGAUGGAAACGAAUGCCAUGUAUGUAGUAGAUACUGAUUGUAUAAGUUUGAUGCGGGUGCUAACUCCACUGGGUACUUUGAAUAUAUUUUUCAAAGAGUGUGUACAAUUGAGUUUUAAAGGUUUGCAUUAUUAGGCAAGUUAAUUUUACACACCCUGUAACGUUAUAUUGUUAAAUCUAUGACAUGGAUUUUUAGUAUUUAAGGUAUUGUGUUAAAUUGUCAUUUGGAAGUCACUUGGAAGUUUUAUAAAUGUGAUGUUGUACAUGAUUAAUGUUACCUAUUUUUUAAAAUCAAUACCUAGUUAAAUGUAACUCAGUGGAUGUAGAGCCAUGUAAUUUUGCUCAGAAGCAAAAUCAAUUCGGAAUAUUGGAGCGGUAUUGCCAAAAAUAUGUAAAGUUUGUAUAAAUUCGUAUUUUGUUGUGGGUUCUAGUCCAUCAAAAUUGUGAGGAGUAUGUAUAGUUUUAUUGGCUAUAUUACGUUUUCAACAUAAUGAGAAUUCGAUUUUAAACAAGAGUUAUCAUUGUUUUAAUAAUUUUAUCUAACAAUAGAAAAGUAGUCACCUAUGGCUUGCUAAUAACAUGACUAAUAGCCAUAAAGGAUACUCUGAAUUCGCUUUGUUGCAUUGUUUUCUAUUUAAUAAUUAGCAUUACUCCCGUUUGCCUACGAAAAGAUAUUUAGAGAAAAGUUUAUACAACCAAAACCUUUUCGAUAUAAAUCGUGAUCAUUGUAUAAUUUGGGUCGAUUGAGUCAAUAGAACUUAUGUAAAACAUCGUACAGUUUUAAUAUGAAAUAAAUUACCUGUGAACACAAA
Messenger RNA from Plodia interpunctella (Indianmeal moth), 4994 nucleotides. RefSeq names its product short gastrulation (gene sog). NCBI's taxonomy places the organism in Eukaryota, Metazoa, Arthropoda, Insecta, Lepidoptera, Pyralidae. Gene Ontology annotation, biological process: dorsal/ventral pattern formation; negative regulation of BMP signaling pathway; multicellular organism development. The transcript is spliced from 16 exons. Bases 131 to 2953 code for a protein of 940 amino acids. The record is from RefSeq and is a predicted model, not a curated record. Gene Ontology annotation, molecular function: BMP binding.